CAGUCUUUUUAGUGAUAAGGUAACAUAACUUCCACCGGAGUCGGCGGCGCUUCCUCCAUUGCCACCACCACUACCAUGGACUUCCACCUCCACGGCGGCUCCCCCUCUUCCACCUCCUCCCACCACCACCAAAAUCCCCCCACCGACAACACCAACACCAAUUCGGCCUCCAACGGCCACCACUCCUCCGACCCUAUGCACUCCUGGUGGGAAUCCAUCUCCCGCGCCCGCUCCCGCAUCCACCUCCUCUCCUCUCUCCUCCCCUCUCCCCCCCACCUCGAUCCCCUCUCCUCCCUCGCCGAUACCGACCGCCCCGCCCGCUCCCUCCUCCUCUCCUCCCCCGCCUACUCCUCCCUCUCCGCUGCCCUCUCAUCCCCCUCCUCCGGCCACGCCGACGACCCCCUCUGCCGCUGGCUCUACGAAACCUACCUCUCCUCCGACCCCGAUCUCCGCCUCGUCGUCCUCUCCGCCCUCCCCCUCCUCGCCUCCGCCUACCUCCGCCGCAUCCACCACCCCGCUGCCGAAUCCCCGCCAUCCCUCGCCGGAUUCGAGGCCGUCCUGUUAGCGCUCUACUCCUCCGUGGCGAAGUCGCGCAACGGCAAGGCGGUUACCGUUUCCAUCCCCGAUCUGUCGCAGCCGUCGCUGUAUCACGCUCCGAGAAACCCUAGCCCUAGUUCGAACCCUAGCGGGACUUCGAUCGGGAUUCUCUCGCCGCCGCUGGAGCCGCAGAUGGCGGUGAAGUCAACCAAGCGCGCUUGCAUCGUUGGCGUCGCGCUGGAUUGUUACUACAAGCAGAUAUCGCAGAUGCCGAGGUGGUCGAAGCUUGAUUUCUGCAAUUUCGCUGCUGUUUGGGCGGGGGUUGAUUGCCCCUGCACUUCGGAUUUCGAUGGGAAACCGGUGGAUUUUAUCGAUAAGAAUGACCGUCGUUGUAGUGGGAACGGAUUUGGGGAUGAUGAUGAAAUUAGGGUUGAAUCAGACGAGAUUGAUCGGGUGGUGGAGAGAGUUAGGGAUUUAGAAAUUGAAAACGGUGAAGAAGAGGACUUGAGAAUUCCGCUACCAUGGGAAUUGUUGCAGCCGGUUUUGAGAAUUUUGGCGCAUUGUUUGCUGGGGCCUCUGAAUGCUGAUGAGGUGAAGGACGCCGCGUCUGUGGCUGUGCGGCGCCUGUAUGCUCGAGCUUCCCAUGAUCUGGUUCCGCAAGCGAUUCUAGCUACGAGGAGUUUGAUCCAGCUUGAUAAGGGGAUGCGUGAAGCUGCUAAUGCUGCUGCUGCUGCUGCCAAUGGCUCUGAUUCGAAUGCUAACACUCCCAGUAAGGCUAAGAAACCCGAGAUACUUUUAGCUUCCAAGUGAUGGUGUUCUAUCAGAAUUUGCCUGUUCAUAACUUGCGUUUGGUGUUCAUUGUGGGUAUCUGAGAAUGUAUUGAUUUUGUGUAGAUUAUUAAUUGUUACUAAAAUUAUACGUAUAGAUGAAUUGUUUUUAUGAUGGGUAACGGGCCAGGCCAGAUUGAUGAGAUAUAUGCUUAACGAUGUGUAAUAUUAUGAAUUAUGUUAAUUUGAUGUGUAGCUGUUAUUGUUCAAAUGCUUUUGUUUCUUUA
This is a messenger RNA of Salvia splendens (bonfire salvia), 1591 nucleotides long. RefSeq lists its product as uncharacterized. The record is from RefSeq and is a predicted model, not a curated record. The transcript has a single exon. Gene Ontology annotation, biological process: phosphatidylinositol phosphate biosynthetic process; protein localization to plasma membrane. The coding region runs from base 76 to 1347 and encodes 423 amino acids. Gene Ontology annotation, cellular component: plasma membrane. Lineage: Eukaryota; Viridiplantae; Streptophyta; Magnoliopsida; Lamiales; Lamiaceae.